This is a messenger RNA of Oryzias latipes (Japanese medaka), 2992 nucleotides long. RefSeq names its product transcription factor CP2 (gene tfcp2). Gene Ontology annotation, cellular component: nucleus. Gene Ontology annotation, molecular function: RNA polymerase II cis-regulatory region sequence-specific DNA binding; DNA-binding transcription activator activity, RNA polymerase II-specific. Gene Ontology annotation, biological process: regulation of transcription by RNA polymerase II. The record is from RefSeq and is a predicted model, not a curated record. NCBI's taxonomy places the organism in Eukaryota, Metazoa, Chordata, Actinopteri, Beloniformes, Adrianichthyidae.
ACUCAGAAGAAGAGCUCAACCCGGAAAUUGCGGUACCUGCUUCUUCCUUUGCGAAGGCGGAUAAACAAACUAAAAGCAUGCAAACAAUUUUUUAUUUUUUAUUAUUUUAAACAUUUUUUUUACGUCCCCGUAAAUUGAAAGAUGAUUUACUUCCAUAACCUGAUGUGGUGAUUUUUCUGGAAUAAAGGAAGAAAGAGAGUUAGCGUCCCAGCUGCUGUGAGAAGCUGCAGCUAGCGUAGCUAAGCUGUUAGCUGGACUUGUUUAUUUCAGUGCUCGUUCGAAGGAGCGCGACAUGAUGGCAUGAAAUCGACGCAGGGAUAGAAAACUGCUCGAUUUUUAAAUUAGAAUUAAAGGUUGUGGGGAAGCAGGUGUAGAGCUCGAGUUGACUUUUGACCGGAACUUCACUUCACUUCGUGAAAUCCUCACACCGUCACCAUGGCGUGGGCUCUGAAACUGCCCCUCACGGAUGAAGUGAUAGAGUCCGGACUGGUCCAGGACUUUGAUGCCAGUCUCUCCGGCAUAGGGCAGGAGCUUGGUGCUGGGGCGUACAGUAUGAGUGAUGUCCUCGCCCUCCCCAUCUUCAAACAGGAGGAAUCCAACCUGCCUGCUGAUAAUGAAAACAAGAUUCUGCCGUUCCAGUAUGUUCUGUGUGCAGCUACCUCUCCAGCCAUUAAACUGCAUGAUGAAACACUCACCUACCUCAACCAAGGGCAGUCCUAUGAAAUUCGAAUGCUUGACAAUCGGAAAAUUGGAGAGCUUCCAGAAAUCACUGGGAAAAUGGUGAAGAGUAUUAUUCGUGUGGUGUUUCACGACCGUCGGCUUCAGUAUACUGAGCACCAGCAGCUGGAAGGCUGGCGCUGGAACCGGCCGGGAGAUCGCAUCCUCGCCCUGGAUAUCCCCAUGUCGGUGGGAAUUAUUGACCCCAGAGCCAACCCCACUCAGCUCAACACUGUGGAGUUUCUCUGGGACCCUUCAAAAAGAACCUCUGUCUUUAUUCAGGUUCACUGCAUCAGCACAGAGUUCACCAUGCGCAAGCAUGGCGGGGAGAAAGGCGUCCCUUUCCGAAUCCAAAUCGACACGUUUAAGGAGAAUGAGAGCGGAGAGUACACUGAGCAUCUCCACUCUGCCUCCUGCCAGGUCAAAGUCUUCAAGCCCAAAGGCGCUGACAGAAAACAAAAGACGGAUCGGGAGAAGAUGGAGAAGAGGACGCCUCAGGAGAAGGAGAAGUACCAGCCUUCCUAUGAAACGACCAUCCUGACAGAGUGCUCUCCUUGGCCUGAAGUCACAUACGUAAACAACUCUCCAUCUCCUGGCUUCAACAGCUCGCAUAAUAGUUUUCCUGUUGCUGAAGGGAAUGGGUCACCGAGUCACCAGCCUGAGCCUGUUGUUCCGGUAGCAGAUAAUUUGUUAGGAACAGCCACCCCACAGGACACACAACAGUGGCUUCUCAGAAACCGCUUCUCCCCAUUCUGUCGUCUCUUCACAAACUUCUCAGGAGCAGAUCUGUUAAAGUUAACGCGAGAGGAUGUUAUUCAGAUCUGCGGGCCGGCUGAUGGUAUUAGACUCUUUAAUGCGCUUAAGGGACGGGCCGUGCGUCCAAGACUCACCAUCUAUGUUUGCCAGGAGUCCCAGCAGGCUCGGGAGCAGCAACCAAAACAUGAAAACGGAGAUGCUGCCAGCACUUUCUAUGUCUAUCACGCCAUUUACCUAGAGGAACUCACAUCUACUGAACUGACUGAGAAGCUUGCUCAGCUCUUUAACAUUUCACCCAGACAGAUAAAUCAGAUCUUUAAGCAAGGACCCACUGGCAUCCAUGUACUGGUUAGCGAUGAGAUGAUUCAGAACUUCCAAGAUGAAGUUUGUUUUGUUCUAGACACAAUGAAAGAUGAAACGAGUGAUGCCUACCACAUCAUUUUAAAGUGAUUACUAAGCACGAUGACGUCCCAAGCUUUGGUUUUGUGCUUGUAGACCUGCUGUCAGCACCUUUGAAGCAUCAUGCAUCAUACUCCUUGUUGUUUUUGGAUGAUACAGACUCUAAUUGAAACCUUUUGUGGCAGCUAGGCACAACAUGCAGAUGAAACAUCUGGCACUCUUACUUCAUAUACCUUAUUGUCUUACUUUUGAGGGAAUGGCUGCUACUACAGUGAUGUUAAAGUCCCCUCCAUUCCCUGCCAACGUCAAGCGGUUGCAUAUUCAUGUGGUUCACGAGUCAAGAAAAGGUCAGCAGCACUGUGAUGGCUGUUGUAAGAUUUUAGCAUCUGGUGUGUCGUUGAUUUAUUGUGGUCUUAUUAAAAAGCCUGAAGCGGGGAGGAAAAUAGAUGCUAAUACUGACAGUACUUGCAUUUCAGUAUGAGUUCUUGUCCUUGUAUUAGAUUGUUUUAAAAGAAAAAGUGUGAAUCUGGUUAAAAUGGCUUAGACAGUCAAAUAUCUUCAGGUAGGAUCCACAAGAACAUCUAAAACAACCAGAUUGAUAACAAAAAUUGUUUUUACGAACUGUUUUUUGGACAUUUCUGAAAAUGGCUUAUUAUUUAAAAAGUAUUUUUAAAGCAAUCUGUUCCAUCUUAUUUGUGUAGACAGCUUAAUGUCCAUGUGGUUGUUGAUGACUGAUAAAACGGCCUUUGUUGUUAGUGAUCACUUUGGCUUCACCAGCAAAACUUCUUAAUUGCUUCCUGCAUGUUCCACCUUUUCAGCUCACUAGCUUUUCUGUUUGUUUUUAACAUUUGCCAACUUUAAUGUAAUUGGCGUCAUUGUUUUAAAGUUGUAAUUAUGAUUGUGUUUGACCAUACUUUUUUAAAUAUUUGUAACAAACUUUGUAGGUUUGUCUCUGGAUGAUAACACUGUCAACUUUAUUUUUAUAGUAGUUUGCUGGAAAAGGCAGAUCUGCAGAUAAAAUGGUGUGAUAGAAUUGGUUUCAACCCUUUGUAAAUUAAGUUUAUAGUUUGUUAUUUUAUCUAAUUGCUUCAUCUCAAUAUUAAAAUGUUUACCAAUGUAA